Messenger RNA from Rosa rugosa (rugosa rose), 858 nucleotides. RefSeq lists its product as uncharacterized. The transcript has 2 exons. NCBI's taxonomy places the organism in Eukaryota, Viridiplantae, Streptophyta, Magnoliopsida, Rosales, Rosaceae. Bases 1 to 858 code for a protein of 285 amino acids. The record is from RefSeq and is a predicted model, not a curated record.
AUGGCUCAUGAGCAGGAGGCUAGGAUUCAUGAGAGUGAGAUGAUGGUCUCGAGAGAUUCUCAGGGAAAGGGGAAGGCGGUUGCUAGGAGUAGUAGUUUGAUGAGUCAUCAGGAGCGUGCACGAAGCCCAGAAGCAGGGUAUGCUUUACAUGUAGACGUACAGGCAGGGCAUUUCGCCAGAGAGUGUACCCAAUCUCAGGAUGGUGGGCAGGGGACCCAGCUGCGACAGUUGCCUUCUGGGCAGGCUAGGGUGUUUGCUAUCAGUCAACGAGGUACAAGAGUGGAAUGUACCUUAUCUGUUUUUAACUACUUGGCUAGAGUAUUAUUUGAUAUGGGAGCGACUCAUUCUUUCAUAUCUAGUUCUGUGAUAGACGGGUUGGGUUUGACUCCUAUGCAUCUUGCUAGAUCUUUGUGUGUUACAUCGCCUCUCGGUGUUUCUCUUGAGCUUAGUAUGAUUUGUGAUGCAUGUCCUAUUGUGAUUUGUGGUAGAGAGUUCUCUGCAGUCUUGAUUGUGAUUCCAGACCACACGUACGAUGUGAUUUUGGGUGUAGAUUGGCUGAGGCCAAAUCAUGCUAUGAUUGAUUAUUUUGAGUUGGUAGUGUCUUUCCAUAUCCCUGGACAACCGAUGUUUCGUUAUCGGUGUCUGAGGUCGGAUACUGCUAUAAGGGCAGGAGUCUUAGCAGAUAUAGAGUCUGUGAAUAGUGCUAUAAUUAUUGCACAGAUUUUAGUUGUUUAUGAGUAUAUUGAUGUGUUCCAGGAGAUACUGGGGUUACCUCCAAGGAGGAUAGUGGAGUUUGCUAUCGAUGUGAUACCAGCUACUGCCUGUAUCAAAAGCACCUUAUCCGAUGACACCAACUGA